Messenger RNA from Musca domestica (house fly), 462 nucleotides. RefSeq lists its product as uncharacterized. The record is from RefSeq and is a predicted model, not a curated record. The transcript is spliced from 3 exons. The coding region runs from base 18 to 410 and encodes 130 amino acids. NCBI's taxonomy places the organism in Eukaryota, Metazoa, Arthropoda, Insecta, Diptera, Muscidae.
UAUUUCCAAACGACAACAUGAAAUACGAAAUAAUUUUCAUUUUUGCCAUAUUUGUGUCGGCGGCUGUGGUUAAUGCUGAACUUACCCCCGAGAAGCAUGAGCUUUCGGAAGCAAUAAUUAAAGAGGAAACUAAAUAUGUCGAUCGUGAGUGUUUCGAUCAGGUGAAAGCUGAGUUUAUGCGGCAACUUGAUGAUGCCAUUGACACAUAUAUUGACCGAGUUGAAAAUGGUGGAAUUAUUUACAGAAAGGGAGUUCGCUUAAAUGUCACGCGAUUUAUUUAUAAAACUCUGCUGCCAAAAUCUGUUGUCAAUGCAAGCGAAGAAUGUAUACAAAAAGUGAGGGAUGUUUUCAGAGUGAUUAUGAAGAGACGUUAUGGCAGAUUUAUUAGAACCAUUGAUCCCUAUUUUUAAAAAAUAAUAACAGCUGAAAUAAAUUUUCAAAAAUUGUGGUUCUCAAGACCUU